Suillus subalutaceus is the source of this 1732-nucleotide messenger RNA. RefSeq names its product kinase-like domain-containing protein. The record is from RefSeq and is a predicted model, not a curated record. Bases 181 to 1647 code for a protein of 488 amino acids. Gene Ontology annotation, biological process: protein phosphorylation. The transcript is spliced from 10 exons. NCBI's taxonomy places the organism in Eukaryota, Fungi, Basidiomycota, Agaricomycetes, Boletales, Suillaceae. Gene Ontology annotation, molecular function: ATP binding; protein kinase activity.
CAAAACACCCCAUGGCAACAAUUAAAACGCCAAAGCAAUAGUUGACAGAUUUGUCUUGUACUUGUCUGGCCAGACAACUUGUGGGAUCAUAAGGUGCAAAUGAGCAAGGUGAGCGCAGAAGUCGUGUUCGGAAAGUUUGAUAUUAUUUGCUUCCUUCACACCAAGGCUCGAGGUUAAAGCAUGUAUGAAUGUUGGCUGACAAGCAACGUACGGUGCUAUAGAUAUUCUGGUUCAGCUAACAACGAAAGACAUGUGGCUGACUUAUCAGGCGAUGUCGUCGCAGACACAAGCGUUCUGACAACAUCAGGAGGUAUCACGGAUGUUUGGAAAUGUACAUGGUUCAAGGACACCGGCUCCACGAAGGUUGCAGUGAAGACGUUCCGGAUCGAGAGCACAAACCAGGGUGAACUCGCCAAAACACACAAAGCACUAUCAAUAGUCCAUCCUUGGAAAGAAAACGGAACCCUCUCGACUUAUUUAUCAUGCAAACAUGCAACAUUAACUGUACAAGAUAAAUUCAAACUCGUUUGUGUCGUGCACUCUCAUGGCAUUGUUCAUGGAAACCUUUCUGGCAAUAACGUGCUGGUAGAUGCCCUUGGCAGAGCCAGUCUGGCGGACCCCGGUCUCAGUGUGCUAGUCCCAGAAAUCUUAGGCAUGUCAUACUUUCGCCUGUCAACAUCUGGCGCUACACGGUUCGCUGCCCCCGAGCUUUUCAAAAAGUCCAGUCGCGGAGAAGUGCCCUGGCCAAGUAUAUCCAGUGAUAGGUAUUCGCUGGGCAGUAUCAUUUACCUUGUCCUUUCGGGCUCUCUACCAUAUUCCACCUUGAAGGACAGUGAUGUGCUCGUCGAGUUGCUUCUAGGAGUCGCCCCAGCAUCACCUUCUGAUUCGAACAAGUCCAUCACUCGGGAGCAGUGGCAGUUCAUCCAAGGGUGUUGGUCAGAAAUCCCCCAGAAUCGCAGGACGACGAACGAAGCUCUCGAGUUUGUAGAUGUCAAUCUCGCUCUCUACGUCCCUUUCAGGGCUAUAUACUUGACUACAAUGGAAAUGCACUCGAGGUCGAGCAAGACAGACGGCUCAAAGCCUCGGUUAGUUUUGAGCCGCAGAGACUUCUCUCCGGGCGAUGCAUUACCUCUAGGCUAUUUGGCAGUCGGUUUGCGUCGCUCGCGGAAUCCUGCGAAAGCUGCCGAGGCUGCUGUAUCCGUCAUUUUAAAUGACAUUUUCGACACAAGCCAUAUCGUACCUCAGUGGGAUUCCAAGGAAACAGAAAACGCGGUAGUUAAUCACACGUAUAAUGUUCUCGUCGAAGAUAUCAAGAUGAUCAGCGACGCAUUACAAGUAUUACAAACAAGCAACCCAAAUGCGGUAGAGAAGUCCCUCGGUACUCUCCGCUCAACAGUCCAACAUUUGUUAUUUGACGAGAGACGGAAACAACGAGCACCGCGCGCCGCUUUCCUGAUGAUUGUCUCCAAACUGCAGGACUUUUUGGACGAUCUUUGGAAGGAACUCUACGGGAAUAGAGGGAAGUUGUCAACUCCAUUCUGGGAAUGGUUUGAGAAGUGGAUGUCGAUGAUGAGAGCAUGGGAUAACUCGCAAUCAGAGGCUGCCGUUCAGAAUACUGCUACGUGCUUGCAAUCCAUCCUAUCCUAACAUGGAUAGUAGUAGUACUAGCCUGAGUAGAAAUAUGCGUCCCGGAUUACAAUUAUGCAGCUGUUGGCCGUUCUACUAAUACUUA